Molecule: messenger RNA, 1347 nt
Organism: Loxodonta africana (African savanna elephant)
Lineage: Eukaryota; Metazoa; Chordata; Mammalia; Proboscidea; Elephantidae
Product: olfactory receptor 8U9-like
Exons: 1
Coding region: 217-1257 (346 amino acids)
Biological process (GO): G protein-coupled receptor signaling pathway; sensory perception of smell
Cellular component (GO): membrane
Molecular function (GO): G protein-coupled receptor activity; odorant binding; olfactory receptor activity
Source: RefSeq, a predicted model, not a curated record
UUCUGUCGGAUGUAUAUGACACAUUUUGUUUACAUUCAUGAGCCAAGUUCAUGUUACAGAGUUUUUAACUUUGCAUAUACAAUGAAUUUGUGUGGAGAGAAAUAUACCUUUCCUACGAAUAUCUCUUUUUACUUUCUGUGUCAUCCCAGACUAUUGCUAAUAUUUUUAAUAUUGCCACUUUCAUAUUGACAAUAAAAACUCCAUUCAAGAUAUUACAUGAAAAGAUCAUUUAUACAAAUGGCAACUUGGACUAAUCUCUCCUCUCUUCUUCCUCAUCCAGAUGCCCUGAAGAGACACAUGGCUCAGAUAAAUUGCACCCAGGUGACAGAGUUUAUUCUUGCAGGCCUCACAGAUCACCAGGAGUUGAAGAUGCUCCUCUUUGUGGUAUUUUUAUCCAUCUACCUUUUCACAGUAGUAGGCAACCUGGGUUUAAUUCUUGUCCUUAGAACAGAUGCAAGAUUCAACACACCAACGUACUUCUUUCUUAGCCACCUGGCUUUUGUUGAUUUCUGUUACUCUUCUGUCAUCACACCCAAAAUGCUUGCAAAUUUCUUGUACCAACAAAAUGUCAUCUCCUUCAAUGCAUGUGCUGCUCAAUUAGGUUGCUUUCUGGCUUUCAUGACAGCUGAGUGCUUGCUACUGGCCUCCAUGGCCUAUGAUCGAUACGUGGCCAUUUGUAGCCCACUACUGUAUAUGGUUGUAAUGUCCCCAAGAAUCUGCCUUCAGCUUGUAGCUGCCCCCUAUAGCUAUAGCUUCUUGGUUGCACUGUUUCAUACCAUCCUCACCUUCCGUCUCUCCUAUUGCCAUUCUAACAUUAUCAAUCAUUUCUAUUGUGAUGACAUGCCUCUCCUCAGGCUGACUUGCUCAGACACUCACUCCAAACAGCUGUGGAUCUUUGCCUGUGCGGGUAUCAUGUUCAUUUCCUCUCUUCUGACUGUCUUUGUCUCCUACAUGUACAUCAUUACUGCCAUUCUGAAGAUGCGUUCCUCCGAAGGAAGGCACAAGGCCUUCUCUACAUGUGGCUCCCAUAUGCUGGCCGUCACUAUUUUCUACGGAACCCUGAUCUUUAUGUAUUUACAGCCCAGCUCAAACCAUUCUCUUGACAUAGACAAGAUGGCCUCCGUCUUCUACACAGUGAUCAUUCCCAUGUUGAACCCCUUGAUCUAUAGCCUCCGGAACAAAGAGGUGAAGGAUGCUCUGAAGAAAGUUGUCAUCAAUAAAAACCAGGCCUUUCUGUUCAUGAAAUUAAAAAAGUGACUUGAAUAAAUAAAAAUAGACUUUUCUUCAUGACCUGAUUUUUUUUUUCUUUCCUAUUAGAAAACUAGUAGAAUGCUUGUUUUUUAGUAA